CAUGUCGUCAACUGCAAUUCCACGAUUACUGUUGGUAAUUGAACACGCCAACAAAUUUAGAAAAUUUGAUUUCUAUUGAUAAUCUAUAUUUAAAAUGCAUCCCGAUCUCACGGAAAGGAUACUUCAGCAUUUGGAAAAUGUCGAUAAAGUCGACACGCUAGAUUUGGUGGACGUUUUUGGUGUGGAUCACCAGAAAAUUGUUGGAGCUCUCAAAUCUAUACAGGCGCAUGGCGAACUUGUGACUGCAGAAACAACAUCUCGUAAAUCUUUGGAGUUAACUGAAGAGGGUCAAUUAGUUGUGACCAAUGGCAGUCAUGAGGCAGUUUUAUACAACUCGGUUCCCGUCGAAGGCAUCGCUCAGGCAGAAUUAAUGAAGAGUGGUCCAAAUGCAAAAGUAGGUUUUAGUAAGGCCAUGUCUCAAGGUUGGAUAUUGGUAGACAAAUCAGUGAAUCCUCCCUUGGUAAAGCGUAAAGUUGACAAGAUUGAAGACAGCGUAAGGCAAAAUCUUGUGGCUAUAGCCAGCGGCAAAACUGACAUACCGGCUAAUUUGGUUUCGGAAUAUAAGAAGCGAAAAUUGCUCCAAGAAAUAACGACAAAAAGUUUUGUCUUGACCAAGGGAUCUGAAUUUUCCACAACGCUAACAAAAUUGGAGACUGAUUUGACGGUGGACAUGUUGGCCUCAGGUUUAUGGAAGGACUUGAAAUUUAAAUCAUACAAUUUCGAUGCAUUGGGCGCACCACCAACACGCGGUCAUUUGCACCCUCUACUAAAAGUACGCACAGAGUUCAGGCAAAUAUUUUUGGAAAUGGGCUUUUCUGAAAUGCCUACGAACAAUUAUGUGGAAUCAUCUUUCUGGAAUUUUGAUGCCCUUUUCCAGCCACAACAACAUCCAGCUCGUGAUGCUCACGAUACAUUCUUUAUUAACCAUCCGGCAAAGAGCUAUAAAUUCCCACAAGACUAUCUACAGCGGGUGAAAAAGGUGCAUUCCAGCGGUGGUUAUGGUUCACAAGGUUAUGGCUACGAUUGGAAACUGGAGGAGGCCCAAAAGAAUCUUUUACGCACGCAUACAACAGCGGUCAGUGCUCGCAUGCUUUACAAACUGGCGAAUCAAGCAGAAGGCUUUAAACCAGCCAAAUAUUUUAGCAUAGACAAGGUUUUCCGCAAUGAAACCCUAGAUGCGACACAUUUGGCUGAAUUCCACCAAGUGGAAGGUGUAAUUGCCGAUGUGGGCCUAACAUUGGGCGAUCUUAUUGGAACCCUCUACGAAUUUUUCCGUAAGUUAGGAAUAACUCAAUUGGAAUUUAAGCCGGCUUACAAUCCCUACACAGAACCGAGCAUGGAAAUAUUUUGUUUCCAUCCGGGCCUUGGAAAGUGGAUUGAAGUUGGCAAUUCCGGAGUUUUCCGACCAGAGAUGUUGCUUCCAAUGGGCUUGCCCGAAAAUGUCAAUGUUAUAGCCUGGGGCUUAUCGCUAGAAAGACCAACAAUGAUCAAAUAUGGCAUUAACAAUAUAAGAGAUCUAGUCGGACCAAAAGUAGAUUUAAAGAUGGUGGAAGAAGGCCCAAUAUGCCGUUUAGAACGAGCUUAAUCCUUAAAGAAAAUUACAAGAGUUUAACUAUUAUGCUAUCACGUCUUUUUCUCACUUCUUAUUUAUGUGAUUAAUAUAUUUUUUUUAAAUAAAUUUACAAAAAGUAAAA
Molecule: messenger RNA, 1694 nt
Organism: Stomoxys calcitrans (stable fly)
Lineage: Eukaryota; Metazoa; Arthropoda; Insecta; Diptera; Muscidae
Gene: alpha-PheRS
Product: phenylalanine--tRNA ligase alpha subunit
Exons: 1
Coding region: 95-1585 (496 amino acids)
Biological process (GO): phenylalanyl-tRNA aminoacylation
Cellular component (GO): phenylalanine-tRNA ligase complex; cytoplasm; cytosol
Molecular function (GO): tRNA binding; phenylalanine-tRNA ligase activity; ATP binding
Source: RefSeq, a predicted model, not a curated record